AUGAGGGCGCUGGUGCGGGCCUGCGCGUGUGGAGGGCAGGGCCUGGGCCCGUCGGUGCCGGCGGGGCCCCGGCGGGCUCGGGUCGGGCACUGCCCCGACGCCCGGACGCGGGAACGGCCGCCCUGGAGGCUGCUCUUCUUCGGCACCGACCGCUUCGCCCGAGACGCCCUGCGGGCCCUGAGCCGCGCCAGGCUGAAUGAAGAAGACCAGCUGAUCGAGAAACUGGAGGUGGUCACGUUGCCCUCCUGCUUGCCCAAGGGACUGCCGGUGAAAAACUACGCGGUCCAAGCCCAGCUUCCAGUCCACGAGUGGCCCAGCGUGGGCUCGGGGGAGUUCGACGUGGGAGUCGUGGCUUCCUUUGGCCGCCUUCUCAGCGAGGACCUCAUUCUGCGGUUCCCAUACGGCGUUUUGAACGUGCAUCCCAGUUACCUCCCGAGGUGGCGUGGGCCCGCCCCCGUCAUCCACACCAUUCUCCACGGAGAUGCAGUCACCGGCGUGACCAUUAUGCAGAUAAAACCUAAAAGGUUUGACGUCGGUCCGAUUGUCAAGCAGGAAUCCAUCGCUGUCCCUCCCCUGUGCACAGCCAAGGACCUGGAAGCCAUAUUGUCGAAGUUGGGGGCUACCAUGCUCCUUUCGGUUUUGAGAAACUUGCCUGAAAGUUUAAACAAUAAAAGGCCUCAGCCAAAAGAUGGAGUGACGCUGGCGCCGAAGAUCUCCGCAGCCCUGAGGUGCAUAAACUGGGAAGAGCAGACCCCGGAGCAGAUUUUGCGGCUGCAGCGGGCCGUCGGCUGCAUCAUGCCACUGCAGACGGUCUGGAUGGACAGUACCGUCAAACUUCUGGAUUUGGUGGAUGUCCGCAAUAGCCCAGCUCUCGCCGAUCAGAAAUCAUCAGGACAGGAUGUCCUUCCAGGAUCCCUGACGUAUCACAAGCCGUCACAGACAUUGCUAGUUCGUUGCAAGGACGGCUGGGUCGGCGUCCGGGCCGUGAUCCUCAAGAAGAAGCUGACGGCCGCCGACUUCUACAACGGAUACCUGCACCCGUGGUUCCAGCAGAAUCCCCGGGCCCAGCCCGGGGCCUGCCGGUUCCGGACCCUCAAACUCCAGCCGAAGCAGAGGCAGCGGGGAGAACCACAGUUGUUGCUGUGUAACGGUGCGCUGAGUAUAUAGGGGGGGGGAAAAAACAGCCCCUCACGCACGUGACUUCCUGGAAACCUCAUUCCAAGGUGUUCGGUGAACGUCGGCAGACUCUUGGGACCCAGACCCCGUCGAUUUCCAGUCGGAUCCGUUCGCUAAUUUGUUUUUACGACGGUAACAUUUUAGCCCUUAAAACAACCCGGCCCGCUUUCACAGGAACGAAGGACAGUAUUUGUGUGAUUAAGCAGGAAAUAAACCUAUUUUUAUAUAAAAGGGA
Molecule: messenger RNA, 1411 nt
Organism: Tachyglossus aculeatus (Australian echidna)
Lineage: Eukaryota; Metazoa; Chordata; Mammalia; Monotremata; Tachyglossidae
Gene: MTFMT
Product: mitochondrial methionyl-tRNA formyltransferase
Exons: 9
Coding region: 1-1167 (388 amino acids)
Biological process (GO): conversion of methionyl-tRNA to N-formyl-methionyl-tRNA; biosynthetic process
Cellular component (GO): mitochondrion
Molecular function (GO): methionyl-tRNA formyltransferase activity
Source: RefSeq, a predicted model, not a curated record